Molecule: messenger RNA, 321 nt
Organism: Nestor notabilis (Kea)
Lineage: Eukaryota; Metazoa; Chordata; Aves; Psittaciformes; Psittacidae
Product: alpha-soluble NSF attachment protein-like
Exons: 5
Biological process (GO): synaptic transmission, glutamatergic; SNARE complex disassembly; intracellular protein transport
Cellular component (GO): terminal bouton; synaptobrevin 2-SNAP-25-syntaxin-1a complex; vacuolar membrane
Molecular function (GO): soluble NSF attachment protein activity; syntaxin binding
Source: RefSeq, a predicted model, not a curated record
GGGCAAUUCCCGCAUUGAGGAAGCGUGCGACAUCUACGCCCGCGCCGCCAACAUGUUCAAGAUGGCCAAGAACUGGAGCGACGACGCCGCCACCAGCUUCGUGGAUGCCGGGAAUGCCUUCAAGAAGGCGGAUCCGCAGGAGGCCAUCAACUGCCUGCUGCGAGCCAUUGAGAUCUACACGGACAUGGGGCGCUUCACCAUCGCUGCCAAGCACCACGUCUCCAUAGCCGAGAUCUACGAGACGGAGCUGGUGGAUAUCGAGAAGGCCAUCGCCCACUACGAGCAGGCAGCCGAUUACUACCGGGGGGAGGAAUCCAACAG